Anopheles coustani is the source of this 922-nucleotide messenger RNA. RefSeq names its product copper chaperone for superoxide dismutase (gene Ccs). Lineage: Eukaryota; Metazoa; Arthropoda; Insecta; Diptera; Culicidae. The transcript has 3 exons. The record is from RefSeq and is a predicted model, not a curated record. The coding region runs from base 60 to 797 and encodes 245 amino acids. Gene Ontology annotation, molecular function: copper ion binding. Gene Ontology annotation, biological process: removal of superoxide radicals.
GUGAAUAAUCACAACAGCACAUCGGCUCAGUUUCCAAACAGUUGCAGUGUGGUAGUCCAAUGAUAAUUACUUUUUUUAAGGAUCUGAUAUUCAAUCAACAAAAAAUGACCGACCGCGGGGCUACGAAGAUGGAAUUCGCUGCCCAAAUUCGUGGGGAUGCAUGUGUUGCUGCGAUAAGAGAAACCUUACCAGAGGCAGAAAUUGAUGUGAAAAAAGGCAGCGUACUGAUCGAAACCACCCUUCCCUGGCUGGAGGUUCACAAACGCAUUGAGGCAACUGGACGACGAGCCGUACUAACGGGCUUCGGUGGACAGUCUGCUGUGGCAGAGGUAAACCACGGUAAUGAGUCUACCAACGUACGUGGUGUAGUGCGAUUUUGUACCCUUUCCAAUGAUUCCACGCAAAAAGGGGCCGUGGUAGAUGGGACAAUCGAUGGUUUAACACGUAACGGACGCUAUCAGCUGAACGUCCAUGAGUGUGGGGAUAUUUCCGAUGGAUGUAACUCGGUGGGUGAUAUUUUUGACUCCAAACAGAUUACCUCUGAUGUUAAUGGCAGGGCUACAAUAAGAUUCGUUAACGAGCAACUGGAAGUUAAUGAUUUAAUUGGGCGCUCUGUUGUGAUUACCGAGUCGGCAGGUGAACAACGCAGGCUCAGCUGCGGUAUCAUAGCUCGAUCGGCGGGUAUAUUUCAAAACUAUAAGAAAAUCUGCGCCUGCGAUGGGGUAACUAUCUGGGAUGAGCGAGACAAGUCUAUUGCAGCAGAAAAAGAACGAGUAACAGAGCGAUCAUCUCUAUAAAAGUGAUAUCAUAAGAUCAUGAGAUACAGGUCAUACAAAAAUAAUUAAAUCGGGUUUAACACACGUACGCUGUGAAUGAUUGUAAAGGGUGUGGUACUUCAAUAAACACAUUUUAUUUAAUGCCU